Molecule: messenger RNA, 4094 nt
Organism: Vitis vinifera (wine grape)
Lineage: Eukaryota; Viridiplantae; Streptophyta; Magnoliopsida; Vitales; Vitaceae
Exons: 3
Coding region: 807-3947 (1046 amino acids)
Molecular function (GO): ADP binding
Source: RefSeq, a predicted model, not a curated record
CUUCUAGCAUUGAAUCGAUGGGUGGUUUUUUCUUUUCAGAAAUCAUAGGCAUCCUGAUAUGGGUGUUGAAUGUUUUGUAGUUUGGUAGGUCCAUAAGAGCGUUUUUGAAGGGUUUAGGGAGACUUGAGCUUUGAUUCUUUGGCCAAAAAAGAGUCUUUAACCCUUUUGAAGCAGUCGAUUUGAUAUUAUGUUAGGUAUUGAUACAGUUCAAGCAUUUUGAAGAAUUGGGUUUUGAUUGUUAUGGAAUUCAUUGAAGAGAUCAAUGGGGUUUGAUGAGUUUUCUUAUGCAAAGUGGGUCACCAUGAGUUGGAGUUGGUGGGAAAUGAAUUCAACGAAAUAUGCUAGAACUUGGCCUGUGUUGAAAAUGGUAUAUUUUGAUAGCCAUUUUGAAGUUCUGGAUUGGAUUUUCUGGAUAAACUCUCAGAGCUUACUGGGAUUUUGCGGAUGUGCUUAGUCUUAAUCUUUCUGUUCAUUUGAGCAAAUUGGUGUUUUUUCAUCAUGGAUUCUCUGAAGGCAUUAAUGGGUGUCUUGCACUGUGGAGAGAACUCAUUAAAAUUUGAUUGAUAUUAACUGGAUCUUAUUGUUGCACUCAUGACAGUCUGUUGAAGGUGAGUCCAAUUGGUUUACUCCUAUGUGAAGGUUAGAUUGUUACUAUUAACGUCUAUACAAUGUAUUUUAUCUAUGUUUCGCUCUGAUAAAUUAAGGGUUUUCAUCCAAUUCUUGGUGUCCCUAGUUUUAUGGUCUGGGUACAACUACUUGAUUGAAGAAAUUUGGAAAAUACUGGUAGUGUAUUUUCUUGGGUAAGAAUGGAUGCUUUGCAGGUCAUUGCUUCAGCUACACAGAUUGUUUCGGGUAUGGUAGGGGCCAUCAGUGCAUUAGAACAAGCCUCCAGAAAUCUUGAUGAGGCUCCAAAGAGAGUUCGAAGCUUAGAGGAUUUUGUAUGUGAUCUAGAGAACUUGACACAAAGAAUUAAGCAAAAGCAUGCCUACAAGCUUCAUAACCCCCAGUUAGAAUACCAAAUUCAAAGCUUGAACAGCCUGAUUGAACGGCUGCAUCCAAAUAUCAGGAAGGCAAGAAGGAUUGUGUCCAAAAGUAGGGCUAAGAACUUGGCUAAGGUGGUAUGGACUUCAGUUGCAGGAGACCCCCUUGAGAAGCUAGUAAAUUCAAUCCGGGACGACUUGAAUUGGUGGCUUGAAUCUCAAAGAUUGGCUGGAAGUGUUGAGAAAGUAAUAGAAUCAACUGCUAGAACUAUUCCAGUACGGCUGAAAAUAAAGCCUGAACAAGGCUACCCAAUUUCUAGUAAGUGUAACUUUGUGAGAACUUUACUAGAACAAGACAGCUCUCACCGGGUCAUUCUAAUUGUUGGGUUAUCUGGUAUUGGAAAGUUGUGCUUGGCUCGUCAAGUAGCUGCCGAUCCUCCGAUGAAGUUUGUGGAUGGAGCAGUUGAACUUGGAUUUGGACAAUGGUGCAGCAGAGCUGCUUGUAAUGAAAGUAAGGACAAAUACCAGAGGCGCUUGGCAAGAAAAAUUUGUAAAUUUCUGGUCCAAAUAGGAUUCUGGAAGAAGAUUAGGGAUGAGAAUAGUGGAGAUCUUGAGUAUAUGUGUUGCUUGCUUCAAGAAGCCUUGUAUGGGAAAAGCAUUCUAAUCCUUCUUGAUGAUGUGUGGGAGCAAGACAUAGUUGAGCGGUUUGCAAAGCUGUAUGAUAACAAUUGCAGUUACUUGGUAACAACAAGAAAUGAAGCUGUAUAUGAGAUUACAGAGGCCCAGAAGGUAGAGUUAAACAAAGAUGACAUAAAGGAAAUAAGCAAGGCUAUUCUUCUCUACCACAGCCACCUUAGUGAGGAAGAGGUCCCGGGUGUGGCAGAAAGCUUGCUUGAACGUUGCGGCCAUCACCCACUUACAGUAGCUGUCAUGGGUAAGGCUCUCAGGAAAGAAAUAAGAGCUGAGAAAUGGGAAAAGGCCAUCAUCAACCUAUCCACCUAUGCCACUUGUGCACCAGGUCCCAUCUCAUAUGUGAAUGAGAAGGAAGCUGAGAACACACUGACCAUUUUUCGGUCAUUUGAGUUUAGUCUUGAAGCAAUGCCUGAAGACUCCAGAAGACUCUUUAUAGCUCUUGCAGCCCUUUCAUGGGCAGAACCUGUACCAGAAGCUUGUCUAGAAUCUGUUUGGUCAGUUGUUGGGCAGGACAACCUGUUUCCUCUGGUUGUCUGCAAGCUUGUUGAGGGAUCCCUACUGAUGAAAACCGACUCAUUUCCCUUGUACCAGGUUCAUGACAUGGUAUCAUUAUACCUUGAUUGCAGGACACAUGAUUCAGUUAAGAUUCUACUCUCUGAAUCUAGCCCAGAAAGGAUUGCAUUUAUCAGCCCCUGGCUGUUGACUUUUGGAAAAGAAACUGUGAAACAAAUUGCUGAGCAGAGAACAGAGUUUUGUCUGAGCGGUUUGGAAGAAAAACAGGCAGCUAUCACCUUAGAAGCCAUUAUCCAGGCUUUGAUGGCUAGCGAAUCCAUUUCUGAACUUGAAGCUAGUAGAGCAAGCUUUAGUAGUAUAUUGGGACCUAGGAUUGAGAACUUGAUUUCAUCCAACUCACAGGACCUAAUUGCAGUGACUGCAGAAGCUGUCACAAUAAUAUUCAGUAAAAGUGAUUAUCAGAAGUAUUUUCCAUCCCUUGAAACUACUGGUGCAGUUGAAAAGCUGGCAAGUAUAUUAGAGAACUGUGAGGAUCUGAUGAUCCAGACUAACAUCUCAAUUGUCCUUGCAAAACUUGCAGAAUUUGGAAGCCUGGAUACAGUUGAUAAGGUCCUUCAGAGCAUUCUCAUUAACCAGCUGGCUGAUUUACUUUCUCCCAACAAUGAGGAAUGGCAUGAGAGUGUGUUUACUACAUUGAUGUCAUUGAUAAAAGCAGGAAAGUUGAACGCCAUUGAAAGGAUGUAUGCCCUUGAGAUUGAUAAGAGUCUGAUUAAACUUCUUGAGAGUGGAUCUGAAGUUGCACAACACCAUGCUAUUGUCACAUUGAAGGCAUUUUAUGAGGUGGGAGGCCCUCCUGCAAAUGGGUCUCUUCAACCCGGUAAUCUAAACCUCUUACCCUGGCAAGCAAGGCUUAGUUUGGAAAGGUUCGUUUUGUCAGAUAUAAGUAUUCCCCUUGCACCAAAGCCACAGACUUUUGAAUAUCUCAUUCACAAGCUGCUUGACCAUGAUAUCAAGCAGGUACUGGAGGCAAUGCAAGAUCUCAUACCAAUUGUUGAGAAAGCAGGAGAUUCAAGGAUUAGAAAAAUGAUUUUACAGAGUCCCCUCAUCAAAAGAUUAUCAGAACUCUUGCAGUAUGGGCACUCGGAACAAAACACUAUAAGAUCUGAAUCUGCCUUUUUAUUAACUAAGCUAGCUUGCUCUGGUGGAGAACCCUGCAUCAAGAAAUUUCUUGAGCAUGAUAUUAUUCCUGAGCUGGUCAAGUUGAUGCAUUGCAAUGCCCCAGAGCUGCAGGAUUCAUCCUACACAGCUUUACACCAGAUGCUUUUUGGCAAUGGUGGGGUACUCAUUAUCAACCAGAUGCUUCAGACGGGUCUCAUUGAGAGGUUGGCUCAUUCGCUUGAGGGAAAAUCGAUGAAGACACGGGAAGUGAACAUGCAUUGCAUUUUGGAUAUAGUCGAGUUGGGAAGCAAAGCCUGCUUAGAGCGAAUGCUUUCUUUGCAAGUGGUGGAGAAGCUUGUGAGGAUUGAAAAGGCCAAUGGGGGCUCGGGCGAAACCCUGGUUGGAUUUCUCAGAGGAAUAGAUAAGUGCAAGCAUCUUUUAACAGCAGAGCGUAGGGUGAUGAAGCAACAAGUGGUCAGGAAGGUGAGGGCAGCUCUGAAAGGCCAUAAAUUUGGAGUUCAGAUUUUAGCAGCUCUAGAUGCCUGUGUUACUGAGGGAUCAAAAGGUGCCGGUAGUAGUUCUACUGGUCGACAAAGAAAAUAGUAGUUUGGCUUUCUAUGUAUUGUAAAGGAGGAGAGUUUGCAAUUUUUGCUAGCUGUUCAACUCAUGCCUUCAACAAUGUAUAACAUUGAGGUCACAUGUCAUUCAAAAAAUGAAUACAAUUUUGAAAUACAUGAUCAUUCAGUUUCA